This is a messenger RNA of Punica granatum (pomegranate), 492 nucleotides long. NCBI's taxonomy places the organism in Eukaryota, Viridiplantae, Streptophyta, Magnoliopsida, Myrtales, Lythraceae. The record is from RefSeq and is a predicted model, not a curated record.
AUGACACCACCAUCUCUCUCUCUCGCUUUCCCCAUCUCUCCUGUCUUUCCUCUGUAUCUGUCUGCUUCCUCUGCAAAAGAAAUGAAGAUCAUCACGAAAUCGAAGCUCCUGAGAACAUGCCUGAGCAAGUUGAAGAAGACUGAGUUUCGAGGGCCGAUUACUUCUUCUGCGUCUUCUUCUUCCUCCUUGGCCAGUGAGAGUUGCUGUGGAUGGGCAUUCUUGCCGACGAGCCUCCAAGAGGAGAGCAUCAUUCCUAGAGAUGUACCCAGAGGGCACUUAGCAGUCUACGUGGGGGAGAACUACAGAAGGUUUGUGAUUGAGGUCACCCUGCUCGAUCACCCGCUCUUCCAGGCUCUGCUGGACCUGGCUCGGGACGAGUACGGGUUCACUGCCAGCUCAAAGCUCUGCAUUCCCUGCGAUGAGACCAUGUUCAUUGAGGUUGUCCGCUGCGCCGGGUCCCCGCAGGACAGGAGGGUCUUCCUCUGUCGUUGA